This is a messenger RNA of Desarmillaria tabescens, 941 nucleotides long. RefSeq lists its product as uncharacterized. The coding region runs from base 1 to 813 and encodes 270 amino acids. The record is from RefSeq and is a predicted model, not a curated record. The transcript is spliced from 3 exons. NCBI's taxonomy places the organism in Eukaryota, Fungi, Basidiomycota, Agaricomycetes, Agaricales, Physalacriaceae.
AUGCUUCCGCCAUCAGUUUUGGGAGCUAGCGACUGUGAUAGCCAACCUACCGCGUCGGUGCCAUUGUUGCCUCCAGCUCUACCCGAAGGUCUUAUUCCGAUGGACGUCCUCGACAUCGAAGCUCCUGCUACGCGUCGAUCAAGAAAGUCAAAGGAAAAGUCGAAGGCGAAGUCAAGGGCGAAGGCGAAGGCUGAGUCAAAGGCUAAAUCAAAGGCUGCCAGUCAGAAGGCUACAAAGGAACGAUUAUGCGGUGAGCUUAAAUGCGAAACCUGUGGGGAUCCUAUCGUGAUUAAAGAGGGCCGAUGGGAUGUAUGUGCGAAUUGCACCUACGCGCUCUUGAAUAAACCGGAAGAACUUAAUCCGUUGUUUCGCACGGGAGGACAGACAGUGUUCAAGCACCUUUACCCAGAGGCAAAUGGCUUUCGCAUGGAUCACAUCGACAACGGUUCUGGAGUCUUCCAAGCAUUGCAUGCCACGUACCUACACUACCUCAGUCAAGAACGCGAUCUUCAGACUAAGGUUGGACUAACGCACAAGCAAUUCAAGACCAUUAUCAGGACCAGAGCAUCGCGGCGCGCGUAUAUCAAGUUUGGAAUGAAGCCACCUAUACGGUCCGGGGAGGAAUCCAAGGAAGAGGAAGUGAACGAGGUGUUCGAUGACUACUCGGACUCUUUCGAGGAUGUCUGGGACUCUUGCGACGAUGGUUUUGGUCCUUGCGACGAUGACGCGGAGGCUGAGUUGUCUGACUCGCCCGCGAUUGGGGAGGCAGGCCCAUCUUCACGACCCGGAAGUUCCAGCAGGACGAGAAAAUGAGAAUUCAGCAGGUGAAAGAAAUAUUGAGUAUGGCUGUGCAUUUUAUGCUCGUCUUACAUCGUCGUACUGUUAUCAUUAGCUACUUGUAUAGGAUAGCGAGUAUUUAUUCAGAUCCCUUAAUGUUUUAC